Saccharomycodes ludwigii is the source of this 756-nucleotide messenger RNA. It is a transcript of the gene DGK1, whose product is annotated as diacylglycerol kinase. Gene Ontology annotation, molecular function: ATP-dependent diacylglycerol kinase activity. Gene Ontology annotation, biological process: phosphatidic acid biosynthetic process. NCBI's taxonomy places the organism in Eukaryota, Fungi, Ascomycota, Saccharomycetes, Saccharomycodales, Saccharomycodaceae. The transcript has a single exon. Bases 1 to 756 code for a protein of 251 amino acids. Gene Ontology annotation, cellular component: endoplasmic reticulum membrane. The record is from RefSeq and is a predicted model, not a curated record.
AUGAGUUCUUCAAAAAAACACUCUGAGAAUAACACAGAUAUCCAUUUGCCUUUGCAAGAAAUACAUUUCAAAAGCCAUGAGUGGUUUGGUGAUUUUAUAACAAAACAUGAAAUCCCAAGAAAAGCCUUGCAUUCUUCAAUAGGACUGAUCACAUUAUAUUUAUACACGCAAGGAUAUGACUACAAAAAGGUUGCGGCACCCCUAACGGUUGCCUUCAUUAGUAUAUUUAUAUUAGACCUGAUUAGGCUACGUGUUCAUUGGUUUAAUUAUCUGUAUUGUCAUACUGUUGGUGCAUUAAUGAGAAAAAAGGAAAUUAAUAGUUACAACGGUGUUUUAUGGUAUAUAUUAGGAUUAAUUUUUUCAUUCAGCUUUUUCCCUAAAGAUGUUGCUUUGAUCUCAUUGUUUUUACUAAGUUGGUCAGAUACUGCUGCUUCCACUUUUGGAAGGAAAUAUGGAUAUUUGACUCCUAAAUUGACAAAAAAUAAAUCCUUGGCUGGUUCAUUUGCUGCUUUUGUUGUUGGAGUCAUUACUACUGCUACUUUUUAUGGGUAUUUUGUUCCACAUUAUAACCAUGUAAAUAAACCUGGUGAAAUUAGUUGGAAUCCAAGGGUUAGUUGUUUAAAUUUACCUUCUCUUAGCGUACUAGGGGGGUUUGUUGCUGCAUUAAGUGAAGGCAUUGAUUUAUUUAAUUGGGACGACAACUUCACCAUUCCAUUUUUAUCUUCGAUUUUCAUGUAUUAUGUUGUUAAAUUGUAA